AUGGCGACCGAAGCAUUGCGAGAAGGAGCACGAUUCGGAAAACUGGUAGACAAGCUGCCGGUUAAUAAACCCACGACUUUCUCGAACCUGAUGGGUAUAGCCCAAAAAUACUUCGAGCUAGACGAGGGGCGAAGGGCGAUUCGUGGAAAAGAAGCGAAAGGAAAAGAAUCGAAAGAAAAAUCCAAAGAGAAGUCGAAGUCAAAAUCCGAAGAUAGGAGAGGAAGGCCAGAAGAAAAUAGGCGAUUCGCCCCCCAAACGAGAUACGAACCAAGAUAUGACCCCAGAGACGAUGAAAACAACUUCACACCGUUGAACACCAACCGAACUAUUGUCCUCAUGUGGAUCAAAGAAAACGUCAAAAACAUGUGCAUAGAUUUGAAGGUCGAAAUUGAGAGAAUGAUCGACACAGGUGAAUUAAGGAAAUUCGUGGCCCGUAAAGAGAAAAGCAAUGACAAGGGAGAAAAGAAAAGCAGAGAUGACAAAGCAAAAGAAAAGGAAGACAAACGCACAUCCAAAAUAUUGGGAACCAUACAUAUGAUCAAUGGAGGUGGACACAGCAGCUCAACGAUUAGGAGAAAGCAAAGGAGAGAAGUGAUGAACAUCAGAGAAACUCACAUGCCACCCGUAAUCUUUGAUGUUGAAGAUUAUGAACAUGUCAAAGCACCCCACAACGAUGCCUUGAUAGGGACUACUAUCAUUGAGAAUUGGAAUACGGAGCGAAUCCUAAUCGAUGAAGGAAGCGCAGUGAACCUUAUGACAAACGCGGUGUACAAAAUGCUCGGAGCAACCGCAUCAAGGUUGCGCCGAGUCCCAAUUCCAUUGUCAGGACUCGGUGGCCCCUCCAUCAAUCCGCUAGGAGCAGUUACCCUGGAAGUGAUAAUCGGCCCAGAGAGAGGAAUCAACAAGAAAGUUAUGUCACUAUUUAACAUAGUAGACAUGGAGCUAACAUACAAUGCAAUCCUCGAAAGACCUUUCCUUCAUGACUCAGCUGCGGUGACUAGCAUAAGAGCAUUGGCAAUGAAAAUACCAACCGAGAAAGGAGCAGUGACGCUGAGAGGAGAUCAGAAUAUCGCUAAGAAAUGCUACAACGAGUCCAUAGUAGACCUUCAAGAGAACAAGACCGAGAAGAAGGAAGAAUAG
This is a messenger RNA of Mercurialis annua (annual mercury), 1140 nucleotides long. RefSeq lists its product as uncharacterized. The transcript is spliced from 2 exons. NCBI's taxonomy places the organism in Eukaryota, Viridiplantae, Streptophyta, Magnoliopsida, Malpighiales, Euphorbiaceae. The record is from RefSeq and is a predicted model, not a curated record. Bases 1 to 1140 code for a protein of 379 amino acids.